UUAAUGAAGAUGCUGCUGAGAAUCGAUUUUUAGGCAAAUUGAGUUUAGCCUCUUCUUUGUUAAGCAAUACUGGCACGUUCCAGAACAUGUUUGGUAACAAUGCAGUCGGAUCCAACCACGGGCUGAAACCAUUUUCCAAAGUCAGUAAAUGGAUGCCCUCGUUCAAUAAUUUGGAUGUGUCCAGUGUGCUCUCCAAAUUUGAAACGUGUACGGCUGCAAGCCAAGAGGAAGGUAUCUGUGUUCCAGGUGCAGCUUGUUCCUUCUUCGGUGGCCGGCCAAGCGGCUCGUGUAACGUGAAAAACGUUUGUUGCGUCAAUGCUGUGGCAAGUUGUGGAAGGACAAUCACGCUCAACAAUACUUAUUGGCAAUCACCAAUGACCUUACCUUCUUCCUGCUCGUUGACUAUCAAACUAGACCCGACAUUGCUGGAACAGGGCCAGGAAAUUGUUCAAGUCCGUUUGGAUUUUAUGUCGUUCAGUAUCGGACAACCGAACGCUGAUGGUAAUUGCGCUACUGACGUUUUUCGUGUGAGCGGUGCCGACAAUACAGUACCCGAGAUUUGCGGCGAUAACGCCGGCCAGCACAUGUAUUUGGACGUGCCUUCAACUGGAACGGGAAUGACCUCUGCAUCAUCAAAGGAGAUUUAUCUUUCAUUCCAACUCGGAGCUCAAUCAAGUGCCUCGCGUGUAUGGAACAUUAAAGUCUCCAUGUUGGCUGCUGGCUCCAAAUAUCUCGCACCUCAGGAUUGUUUGCAAUACUACACGAGUCCUACUGGCCGAGUUCGUUCGUUCAAUUGGCAAGAUGUUGGUGGCACUGCUACACGACAACUCAACAAUCAAAACUACAACAUUUGCUUCAGAACUGAACUCAUUAACCGCCAGAGAGCCAAUGAGAUGUGCUUGUCCGUUUGUCCGGUCCAAAAUGGAGGUGAUGCUUUCCUGAUAACUACCCCAACAGCUGCAACCAAUCCAGCCGCCAUUGCGGCUAAUGCCCAAGCGGCCCGUGACGCAGCUAAACUUGCAACUGCGCAAACUUCUCUCAAUUCAGCCCAGUCAACGUUAACAACCGCGCAAACUACUUUAACAAGCGCUCAAAAUGCCGUAACAGCUGCUACACCAGCCAACAUGGCCGAGCUACAGGCCGCAGUGGCCACAGCGCAAUCCAAUCUAAAACUAGCGCAGAGCAAUCUCGCCGCAGCUCAAAAUGCUUUGCUGAGUGCAGGUACCAAUGCUACGCCCGAACAAGCCCAGGCCGUUAUAGACGCCCGGACAGCUGUAGCAACAGCCCAGGCGGAUUUGACAGCGGCCCAGGCCGCAGCCAACCCUCCUGAAUUGAUUGCAGCACAAACUGCGUUUGUUUCUGCCCAGUCUUCGUUCAACUCCGCCCAGUCUGCUUUUAAUAGCGCCCAAAGUUCGUUCAAUGCGGCCCAAUUAGCAUACACCACUUCCUCUAGCGCUGCUUCGGCCGCCAAUGCAGCCGCUUCAUUUUCUUCUUCUUCCGGCACGACUUUCACGACAACCACAACAACGUUCGGACGUCAAGAGCCUCCGGCUGACGUAAAAGCUGGAGAUGUGACUUACGGAGUUUGUCUAUACGAUUAUCUGCUCAUCGAUGGCGGAAGAGACGCCAAUAAUGCCGUGACGGAUCGUUAUUGUGGCAGUCAAAUGAAUCCGGCAAACGGUGGAAGCAACAGCGUCCAAGUUUGCACUCCCAUUAAACCAUUCCGGAUUACGUACCACACGGAUGGCACUGAAGGAGCAGUGACUGCCAGUGCGAAUGUCCUUCCAGCAACGGCUGAUACGGCAAACACUGGAUUCUGUUUAGACUUCCAAGAGCGAUAGAUUUUAAUGGAGAAAUGACAGCAUCAUUUGAUUUU
Molecule: messenger RNA, 1876 nt
Organism: Daphnia carinata
Lineage: Eukaryota; Metazoa; Arthropoda; Branchiopoda; Diplostraca; Daphniidae
Exons: 7
Coding region: 87-1841 (584 amino acids)
Source: RefSeq, a predicted model, not a curated record